CAGCAGCAAAAUAACAGCAACAAUCCUGAAGGCAAGAGAAAACAGGAUCCAAGUUACAUUUUAGUAGGGAGAUUCACAUUUGUCUCUAAUGAUUUACUUUAUUUUUGUCCCUGAAUAAAAGUUCCUAAGCUUUAUUUACUUUGAUGUUUCCCAGUUUGUUCAGCAAUGACCUUCACAGGCUUCUUCUUAUGAGAUUAACGCUUGUUUUACAGUGAAAAGGACAGAGUAUCUCCAGCCUGCCAAAUGCUGGUUGGUCAGCUGCUGCUACUGUUGUAAUUCAGUUCACAUGAGCGCUCGGUUGGACCUAUUUCAGUCAGCACGAGCUGCAGUCCCAUGUCUGAAAUCUGCUUUUUCAUACCAGGCUAUCCACCCUGCCCGCGCUCCCACCCCCCAUCUCUCUGUCAGAUGCGUCAGUCCAGUCCUCUUCCUUUUGUUUGGCCUUCUCUUUUUUUUAUUCUGUUGGUUUUGAAACUUCAGGGAAGCUAAACCUGAAUCAGAACGUUGACGGUUGAAGCUGACAUGACCUCAGAGAAAGAGAGUAACGGACUCGACAACUAUGCCUUUGCACUGGAAGGACGUUUCUGUAAUCUACCUGAAAAAGGAGAGGACCUCGACUCCUCAAUUGAUGAAAACACUAACAAACUUGCAUACUGCAUAACAGAUGUCCCCCCUUGGUACCUCUGCAUCCUCUUAGGCACUCAGCACUGUUUAACUGCAUUUGGCGGCAUCAUCGCCAUCCCCUUGAUCCUGUCUCAGGGCCUCUGUCUGCAGCACGACAGCCUCACACAAAGCUACCUCAUCAGCACAAUCUUCUUUGUUUCUGGAAUCUGCACCUUGAUGCAGGUUACCUUUGGCAUCAGACUGCCCAUUCUUCAAGGUGGCACAUUCACACUGUUGGCUCCCUCCAUGGCCAUGCUGUCCAUGCCUGAAUUCACAUGUCCUGCUUGGACCCAAAACGCCAGCUCAGUCAACUCCUCUUCCCCAGAGUUCAUAGAAGUAUGGCAAAGUCGAAUGAGAGCUCUGCAGGGCUCCAUUAUUGUGGGCUCACUCUUCCAGGUGUUAGUUGGAUUUUCAGGCCUCAUCGGCCUCUUCAUGCGCUUCAUUGGACCCCUCACCAUUGCUCCCACUAUCGCUCUUAUUGGUCUGUCACUGUUUGAUUCAGCUGGUAGCAGUGCUGGCAACCACUGGGGCAUCUCUUCAAUGACCGCCGCACUGAUAAUCCUGUUUUCACAGUAUCUCCGUCACAUAGCUGUGCCCUUUCCUACAUACAGCAAGGAUAAAAAGCUUCACACUUCUCGAGUCUACAUCUUUCAGAUUCUCCCUGUCCUACUGGGAAUCACAGUUUCUUGGCUCAUUUGCUACAUCUUGACAACGUGUAAUGUACUUCCUGCUGAACCAGGACAGUAUGGUUAUCUCGCACGAACAGAUCUGAAAGGAGAAGUAAUAAGCCAAGCUCCCUGGUUUACGUUCCCAUAUCCAGGACAAUGGGGAAAGCCGACUGUGAGCCUGGCAGGGGUGGUUGGGAUCUUGGCCGGAGUAAUUUCCUCUAUGAUAGAGUCGGUAGGGGAUUACCAUGCGUGUGCAAGAUUAGCUGGAGCUCCACCGCCACCAAAACAUGCCAUCAACAGGGGUAUUGGGAUUGAGGGAAUAGGCUGCCUGCUGGCCGGAGCAUGGGGAACUGGAAACGGAACCACUUCUUACAGUGAGAAUGUUGGAGCCCUUGGUAUCACAAAGGUUGGGAGCCGAGUGGUCAUAGUGGCCAGUGGGUUGUUUAUGGUUGCCAUGGGGAUACUUGGUAAAAUGGGUGCUAUAUUUACAACCAUCCCCUCACCUGUGAUUGGAGGCAUGUUCAUGGUCAUGUUUGGUGUCAUUUGUGCAGCAGGAGUUUCUAAUUUACAGUAUGCAGACAUGAAUUCAUCCAGAAAUAUUUUCAUUUUUGGAUUCUCCAUGUUUUCUGGUAUGGUCAUUCCUAACUGGAUAUUAAAGAACCCCAAAGCUAUUGCUACAGGGGUGGUGGAGUUUGACCAGAUGCUGCAGGUACUUCUGACAACCAGCAUGUUUGUUGGAGGUUUCUUCGGCUUCAUACUAGACAACACCAUUCCAGGAUCCAAGGGGGAGCGUGGCAUCCUGGCCUGGAACAAGGCUCAUAAAGACGACUCCUGUGAAACCCUGGAGACUGGAGAAGUGUACAACCUCCCCUUUGGCAUAACCUCUUACUUGUCCUCCUUCACCUGGCUGCGGUACAUACCUUUCUGCCCUCCUGGCAUGUCCAGCUCCCUGGAUCCUAAACAUCCACUGGGAACUCCAGAUCCUGGACAGAUCAUGAUUGGAGUUGGUUUGUGAGCAAUGUUUUCCUGUCAAGGUGCCAUAAUUUGGUAUUUUACAAACACAUUACCAUCAGAGGCCGCUCAGAUUAUGUCACAUCCCAGAGAGUGCAGAGUAUUUGAAGGAAUAACAAAUUAUAAUAAUAAAUCACCUUUCAUUUCACUUCCUAUUUAGACUGUUAAUUGAUUUUUAAGUGACAUUAAAUGGUGUAUUCAAAACAGAAAAAAAUGAACAUUUCAUCUCUGCCAUUUCUUAGAAAUAAAAUAGCAACUGUAGAGCUAAGAUACUUUGACUGGACAAUGGCUAGAAAUAGGCAACAGUGAAUGUGAUUAAGCUGAUUUAAGUAUUUUCUGAUUAAUCAACAGGGCUCUGAGUACCGUCGACUGGAAGUCUUGAUGUUUUAUACAGAGCAUCCAGAAAGUAUUCACAGUCCUGCACUUCUCCCACAUUUAAUUAUCUUCUAACCUUUUUCCAAAUGGUUUGAAAAUAAUCUCUAUCCUCAAAAUUCUACACAUAAUACCCCAUUAAGACAAUGGGAAAGACGUUAGAGAUUAUUUCAAAUUUAUUAUAGAAAACUAAAAAAUAACAUUGACAAAUGUAUUCACAGCCUUUGCCUUGAAGCUCAAAACUGAGCUAUGUCCAUACUGUUUCCACUGAUGAUCUUUGAGAUGUUUCUACAGCUUAAAUGGAGUCCGCUGUCCGCUUUGGUAAAUUCAGUUGAUUGGACAUGACUAAGAAAGACACACACCUGUCUGUCUAAGAUCCCACCGUUGACAUAGGAUUUCAGAAUGUAAACACCAAGCAUGAAGUCAAAGGAAUUGUCUGUAGACCUCAGAGACUUGAGGCACAGACCUGGGGAAGGAUACAGAGCAAUAUCUGCUGCUUUGAAGGUCCCAAAGAGCACAUUGACCUCCAUCAUUUGUAAACGGAAGACGUUUGGAACCACCAGGACUCUUUGGCCGGCUGUCUAAACUGAGCGAUUGGGGAAGAAGGGCCUUGGUCAGGUGACCAAGAACCCCAUGGUCACUAUGUCAGAGCUCCAGCGGUCCCCUGUGGAGAGAGAGGAACCUUCAAGAAGGACAAUCAACCAAUCAGGCCUGUAUGAUAGAUUGGCCAGAGUGGAUGAAAAGCUACUCCUUAAUAAAAGGCACAUGGCAGAUCGUCUGGAGUUUGCCAAAAGACACCUGAAGGUCUCUCAGACCAUGAGAUCAAAAUUCUCUGGUCUAAUAAGAAAAAGAUUGAACUGUUUGGUGUAAAUGACAGGUGACAUGUUUGGAGGAAACCAGGCACCAGUCCUAUACCAUCCCUACAGUGAAGCAUGAUGGUGGCAGCAUCAUGCUAUGGGGAGGUUUUUCAGCAGCAGGAACUGGUAGACUAGUCAGGGUGGAGGGGAAAAUUAAUGCAGCAAUGUACAGAGACAUCCUGCAUGAAAACCUGCUUCAGAGUGCUGUUCACCUCAAACUAGGGCGGCAGAUCAUUUUUCAGCAGGACAACAACCCAAAGUGUACAGGCAAGAUGUCAAAGGAGUGGCUUCAGAACCACUCUGUGAAUGUCAUGGAGUGCCAAGCCAGAGUCCAGACUUGAACCCGAUAGAACAUCUCUGGAGAGAUCUGAAAAUGGCUGAGGACAGACGUCUAAAGAUAGAUGUGCUGAGCGUGUGGCAUCAUAUUCAAAAAGAUUUGAGGCUGUAAUUGCUGCCAAAUGUGGAUCAACAUAGUAUUAAGCAAUGGCUGUGAAUACUUAUGUAAAUGUGAUUUCUUAGUUUCUAUUUGUAAUAAAUUUGAAGCAAUGGCAAACAAACUUCUUUCACAUUUUCAUAAUGGGGUAUUGUGUGUAGAACCUUGAGGAAAGAGAUUAAUUUCAUGCUUUUUGGAAUAAGGCUGGAACCUAACUAAGUGUGGAAAAAGUGCAGCGCUGUGAAUACUUUACGGAUGCCCUGUGUGCGUAUUGUUUCAUGCAGGCUACAUGAACACAACUAAAGUGGAAUUUAUAAAAUACAUAUUUGGGAGGAUUUGUAAAACAUAACUGCUGCCAUGCAGAGGUGACAAAUGUUAUUAUUGUAACCCUCUAAAAGUGAACAACAACUUGAAUUCAUAGAAGGGUGAAACGUGUAAAAAAUCUCACAAUUCUCCUGAAAUGUUUAAUUUAAAACAUCCCUUGGUUAAAAAUGUCUCAUACAUUGAUGUGUCUAAAGCAGUGGGCCUUUGAAAGUUAUUUCCGAGAUAACUUAUUUAAUUUAAUUAUGAUGGACCCUAAAUAACAAGAGAUAAAAAAUAAUCCAACGUAGAAUGCUUUUUAACAUGUGGGGAUUUACAUUUUCACAUUCAUAUCUGCAUAUUCCGUUCACUCAAUGAUGUUUUGGUUUAAAUUGUACUGUCUCUCAUUUCUUCGGUCUUAGAUGUCAGUUACAUGCUGGUGCUAGUAAAUCAAAUAUUCAAUGUAAAUAUUGUGUAAAUAUGGGAUUUCAGAGCUGAAUCACCUUCAUUUCUAAUUCUGAUUUCUUUCAGUUACAACAGUUAAUUUGAUCAUUUUAUUGGAUUUUUUAAAAACUGAUCUACAUUAAACGUAAAUAUGGAACCUGAAA
Girardinichthys multiradiatus is the source of this 4909-nucleotide messenger RNA. RefSeq names its product solute carrier family 23 member 4 (gene slc23a4). The record is from RefSeq and is a predicted model, not a curated record. Gene Ontology annotation, cellular component: membrane. Gene Ontology annotation, molecular function: transmembrane transporter activity. Gene Ontology annotation, biological process: transmembrane transport. Bases 520 to 2343 code for a protein of 607 amino acids. The transcript is spliced from 12 exons. NCBI's taxonomy places the organism in Eukaryota, Metazoa, Chordata, Actinopteri, Cyprinodontiformes, Goodeidae.